Molecule: messenger RNA, 1323 nt
Organism: Psilocybe cubensis
Lineage: Eukaryota; Fungi; Basidiomycota; Agaricomycetes; Agaricales; Agrocybaceae
Exons: 9
Coding region: 1-1323 (440 amino acids)
Biological process (GO): glucan catabolic process
Molecular function (GO): hydrolase activity, hydrolyzing O-glycosyl compounds
Source: RefSeq, a predicted model, not a curated record
AUGAUUGUGAUCGCCAAACUCCUCAUCUAUGCAUCAUUGUUAAUAAACCUAUCAUUGGCGUCCCGGACACUGGUCCCUGCGGCCAUCCGCGGUCUUCAUCAUAGUACUAUUCGAAGAACACACAACUUGGCGUCCGACCUUCGUUUGGCUUUUCGUGGUAUUCUCUUGCCGCGCACAGAGACCAAUGAACAUAUCGUGUAUUGCAAAUCCGGGAAGCAGGCCCCUUUCAAUGGCGGCGGAGACGACUCUGGUGGAGCGGAUGGAAAUACCAGCAGUGCUGUUGGGACGAGUGGUCGCCAGACAACGGUUAUUGGCUCUGGGAGUAGUACAUCCCGAAGACCAUUGUCGAGCGCGAGCAGUUCCAGUCCUUCGGCCACUGCCACUUUGCCACCUUCAUUGUGGAAACUGACCAACUCCUAUCAAGGAAAUAAUUUCUUCGAUGGUUGGGACUUCUUUAUUGGCGACGAUCCAACGCACGGGACUGUGGACUAUGUUGACGAAAAUACCGCACGCUCAAAUGGACUUCUGGAAAUAAACGGCCAAGGAAACGCUGUGAUGCGAGUUGAAACCACCGGCACUGUAUCAGGCAAUCGAAAAAGCGUUCGUAUCACUACGAAAGCACAGUUUACUGGAGGAUUGGUUAUUAUGGAUUCCGUGCAUAUGCCUACAGGCUGUGGAAUUUGGCCUGCAUUUUGGACCAAUGGCCCAAAUUGGCCUGCUGGAGGAGAAAUCGACAUCGUAGAAGGGGUACACGACUAUACCAACAAUCAAGCCACCAUUCACACGAACAGCGGCUGUACUUUAGCCAGUACAAGCUCAAGCACCCUUGCUAUUACGGGAAGCGUAAUCGCUGGAACAGAUUGCGCUGCCCUGACAACUGGCAACCAAGGUUGUGGAAUACGUGCUAGUUCAAGCAACAGUUUUGGUCCUGGAUUCAAUUCUAACGGUGGCGGCAUCUAUGCCAUGAAAUGGGAUUCCAGCGGUAUAGCUGUGUGGUUUUUUGCACGCGGUACAGAGCCCGCCGAUAUUUCGUCAGAUGCUCCUCAACCAGAUAGCUGGGGCGCGGCUCUGGCAAGAUGGCCUGCUGCAUCCUGUGAUCCGUUCAAGUUCUUCAGCAAUCACAACGCAAUUUUUGAUACGACACUUUGCGGAGACUGGGCAGGAGCUGUGUGGAACACUGCUGGAAUUCCUGGACAAGAGCAAAGUUGCGCCCAGCGAACGGGUGUCUCCACUUGUGAGGCAUUCGUGCGUGCAAAUGGAGGAGCAAUGGCCAACGCUUAUUGGGAAGUGAAAAGUGUUAAACUUUAUCAAAUGCAGACAUAA